Labrus bergylta (ballan wrasse) is the source of this 678-nucleotide messenger RNA. The record is from RefSeq and is a predicted model, not a curated record. NCBI's taxonomy places the organism in Eukaryota, Metazoa, Chordata, Actinopteri, Labriformes, Labridae.
AUGUCGGCAGCCACCAGUGACCAGCUGCACAGAACAACCUUAACUGUCUAUGCGAACCUGAUGGAGCAAUUCAACCCUGGCCUCCAGAACCUUGUUGCUCUAGGAAACAGCUACGUCAAUGCUUUCCAAGCCUUAGCUGUUUGCAGCGAGGCGUACUUCAGCGCUGUGGCUAAGAUGGGUGAUCAAGCGCUUCAUACAUUUUCAUCUCGCUCUCUUGGGGAUGUCCUUAUCCAGAUAUCAGACACACAGAGGAGACUCACUGCAGAGAUGGAGGGUGUGUUUCGGUGGUUUCAGGUUGAGGUGUUGCAGGCCAUGGACAAGAACACCAAGUUGGAUGAGGAGUACAUUGAGGGGAGUCGCAGAGUGUAUGAACUGGAGGUGAGAAACCAGGCGGAGACUUUGGAGAAACAGCUGAGACGAGGAUCUUACAGGGACUCCUUGGAGAACAGUGAGUACAUGUUGUAUCUGAAGCAGAGCCGACAGGAGAUCCUAAAGGAGGAGGAGAGGAGGUAUCGCUUCCUCGCAGAGAAACAUUGUGGCCUUACUCAGUCACUGCUCUUCCUUAUUAACAAGACCGGUGCAUCUCUUCAACAGAAAGCAGAUGGAUGGAAGGAGAAAGUGAACGACACUAAAGGGUCCAGACCUCGGACUCCCACUCAGUUAGACCAAGAUGCACAG